Cladophialophora yegresii CBS 114405 is the source of this 825-nucleotide messenger RNA. RefSeq lists its product as uncharacterized. The transcript has a single exon. NCBI's taxonomy places the organism in Eukaryota, Fungi, Ascomycota, Eurotiomycetes, Chaetothyriales, Herpotrichiellaceae. Bases 1 to 825 code for a protein of 274 amino acids. The record is from RefSeq and is a predicted model, not a curated record.
AUGGCGGAAUCAAACGCAACCGCGAGCCACACCGCCUCAAAACCGACAAUCAUCAUCGUCCACGGCGCCUGGCACCGGCCCAUGCACUUCCAGGCCCUAUCCCGCGCGCUCACCUCGCACGGCUACAAAGUCGUCAUCCCGGCGCUCCCGUCCGUGGAUAAAGCCCCCGAGGAAAUAACCCCGGACAGCCAAGCGGACAUCGACACCGUGCGGCGCGCCAUCCUCGCAGAGCUCGACGGAAUAUCCGAUGACAACACAGCAACCGCAGCCACCACCCCCAACGACGUGAUCCUCGUGCCCCAUUCCUACGGCGGCAUCCCGGCCUCGGGCGCCCUAAGGGGCCUGGACCCGGCCUCGCGCGCCGCGCAGGGGAAACCGACCGGCGUGCGCGCCAUCGCGGCCAUCACGGCCUAUAUCAUCUCGGAGGGCAUGAACAUCCCCGAAGCGGAGGGCAGGCCGGCCAGCGCGAUCCCCACACAUGACCCGCUGAUGGGCCCGCCACCUGCGUCGGUGUUCUGGCAGGAUCUGGGCCCCGAGUCUGAGACGUGGAGAUCCGCGGAGAGGAAUUUGAAUGUGAUGAGCUCGGCCGCGCUGUUUGACAGCUGUCGGUUCUCGGCGUUCGAGGUCGUGCCUGUGCAUUUCUUGAUGGCGAGAGAGGAUCUGGCCAUGAAGUUUGCGACGCAGGAGAAGACUGUCCAAAUGAUCAGGGAUGGUGGGGGUGUUGUGCGGACGGAGGUGCUCGAGGGGUGUAGUCAUAGUCCGUUUUUGAGUCGGGUGGCGGAGACGGUGGCGUUUCUGAGGCGCAGUGCGGGCGAGGAUGUGUAG